AUGGCUAUUGAGGGUGUCUCCGCCUCAGCCACCACCACACGUGGUGGUAAGCGCCGCCACCAAGGUGGCCAAAGAAGCAGAAACCUCAAGCUCACAAUCCUCUCAGGUGUGGUCACUCUUCUCAUCUUUAGAAGCACCAUUGACAGCUCACUGCAUUCCUCCUUGCCAGAUAUCUCAACCACAAAUUACGUGGAAGAGGCUAAUCGGUUCAUAGCCCAAAUUCGAUCCAACGAGGAAGAUGAAGAUGGUAACUCCACAACCUUGAUCACACCAAACCAAACAUACACAUUAGGCCCCAAGAUCACCAACUGGGAUGGUCAGAGGCAGAUGUUUCUCCAACAGCAUCCCGGUUUCUCGAGCAAGAAUCCUAGGAUCAUGCUGGUGACGGGGUCGGGGCCAUACCCUUGCGACAGUACCAUUGGUGAUCAUUACCUGCUCAAGUCUAUCAAGAACAAGAUUGAUUAUUGCAGACUCCACAGCAUUGAGAUAGUGUACAACAUGGCCUUUUUUGAUGAGGUGAUGUCUGGUGUUUGGGUAAAGCUGCCUCUGAUUAGGAAGCUGAUGCUUUCACAUCCAGAAAUGGAAUGGAUUUGGUGGAUGGAUAGUGAUGCAUUCUUCACUGAUAUGUUCUUUGAGGUCCCAUUUUACAGAUAUGAAGGUUACAACAUGGUUGUUCAUGGCUAUCCAAAUCUGCUAUUCGAUGAGAAAUCUUGGAUUGCUCUGAGUGCCGGGGUGUUCCUGCUUAGGAACUGCCAGUGGUCGCUGGACCUGCUCGACGCCUGGGCAAGAAUGGGACCGAGAGGAUGGGCCAGAGACGAGGCGGGGAGGAUUCUGACAGAGAAUUUGAAGGGAAGGCCAGCAUUUGAGGCAGAUGAUCAGUCUGCACUGAUAUAUCUGCUCAUCUCAAGAAGGGAUGAGUGGAUGGAUAGGGUGUUUUUGGAGAAUUCAUACUAUCUCCAUGGGUACUGGGUGGGAUUAGUUGACAGGUACGAGGAGUAUGAACGCAAGUUUCACCCCGGUUUAGGAGACGAGAGAUGGCCUUUCAUUACUCAUUUUAUUGGCUGCAAAGUUUGCACUGGUUAUGGAGAUUACACGUUUGAGUCGUGCUUGAGGAACAUGGAGAGGGCGUUCAAUUUUGCCGAUGAUCAGAUGCUGGAGAAGUAUGGUUUUAGGCAUAGGGGGCUCUCAAGCCCUAAUGUGAAAAGGAUCAGAAAUGAGACGAGUAGGCCAUUGGAGCAUACAGAUAAAAUUAAUGUGUCUCAGACAGUGUAUAUAUAGGGAGG
Messenger RNA from Salvia hispanica, 1283 nucleotides. The record is from RefSeq and is a predicted model, not a curated record. Lineage: Eukaryota; Viridiplantae; Streptophyta; Magnoliopsida; Lamiales; Lamiaceae.